Molecule: messenger RNA, 1799 nt
Organism: Drosophila subpulchrella
Lineage: Eukaryota; Metazoa; Arthropoda; Insecta; Diptera; Drosophilidae
Product: sulfhydryl oxidase 2-like
Exons: 1
Coding region: 46-1677 (543 amino acids)
Biological process (GO): protein folding
Cellular component (GO): Golgi membrane
Molecular function (GO): protein disulfide isomerase activity; flavin-dependent sulfhydryl oxidase activity
Source: RefSeq, a predicted model, not a curated record
GCUCUGUGAACUUGAUAUGGAUCGAGACUCGUCAGAUCACAAACUAUGACCACAUCACCAGGUUUAUGGAUACUUCUAUCUGGUGUCCUGAUUUUCUCCUCUAGAGUGAAGUCCCAGCUUCGGUUAUAUCAUCCCAUCGACAAUGUAAAUCAGAUUAACGCAGAGGAAGUGGGGUUUGUACUUGACCUGCCGACAUCAAAAUUAGUCCAAUUUUAUAACUCCUUAAACGAAGAUUGCAUAAGUUUUGCUCCCACCUUUAAGAGCCUGGCCAGGAAAUUGAGAGAUUGGGACAGGCUGCUUAAGGUUUACGCCAUUGACUGUGCCAAGGACGAGAAUAUCAGAAUAUGUGAUAAAUUGGAAGUCAGAAAAACCCCCUUGGUGCGCUACUAUCCUCCAAAAUUCGAUCGAAAUUUGGUGGGAAUCGAGAUCGCUAGCAGAAAGCCCGAUGAAAUUAAACAGCAUCUGACUUCUUAUUUAAGUCAACUGAAGUUCAGUCUAGAAGAUGAGGAUCUCUUUAGACCAUUUACGAUGGAAGACUCUGCUGACGGUGUAUUUAUCACACAAAACUCCGUAUAUAAUAGCAUAAAAAAUGUGGUUUUAGUCUAUCAACCCAAAUCUUCACUGAUUGGUGUAAGAACUCUACUGGAGCUGUUAUCUUUGAAAUCAUUAAAAGUGCGUAUCAUAGAAGACCGUCAGAUAUUUGCAAAAUUUGGCCUGAAACCUUCUACACAAAACCUGGCCAUCCUAAAUCGUUAUGGAAGCCACCUUUUCCUAAAACCACAAAUUGAGACUGGAGAGUCUUACGCAGCUACCGUAAGAGAGCACUUAAUGAGUCUCGGAGUCAAAAUAGAAAAAAAACCAGCCACAACAAAAGCCCCGAGUCCUAAAGAGCUUUUCGACAUGAAACAGAAAGCGAUCCUAAGUCAAGCUGUUGAGCGACCCCUCCGGGUUUACCAAGCCGAUAUGAUCAAGGGUAUUGAAGACUUUCUUGUCACGAUUCUACCAAAUGUGCCACUUAUAGCCGGGGAAAGUAAGAGAGCACUGGAAUCUUUCAUGAGACUCCUUCAGAAGUGUCACCCACUAAAUGGGAAAGGAGAUGGGUUGAUGAUUGGUGUUGUGUGGGAGGUAGAGCAAUCUAAUGGGCUGACUGGGAAGCAGUUAUCUGAGAAAUUAAAGUCCAGGGAAGACUUUGGAAAAGUAUUCGAUGUAAAACAAUACAUUGGCUGUGCAUCCUCAAAACCCCAUGAGCGGGGCUACCCAUGCGCCCUGUGGACAUUGUUUCACAAUUUGCUGGUUCAAAAUUUAUAUUCUGUAGAUGAGGACACACACCCACCUGGCGACGUAUUAUCAAUUUUUCGCGAUUUCAUAAAGUAUUUUUAUCAAUGCCCGCAGUGCGUUGAGAAUUUCGAGGAAAUAGUUAAGCGCAGGCCCAUACAUUCCGAAAUGACCCAUAAGGAGGCGAUACUCUGGCUCUGGACAACCCACAACGAAUUCAAUAGACUCACUGCUGAUCAAGCCGGCGAUCCUAUGUUCCCGAAGGUACAGUUUCCCACUACGGAUAGGUGUCCCACCUGUCGGAACAACAACUCCAGCUGGCGUACUAACGAAGUGCUGAAAUAUUUAAAACGUCUGCAUCGCUUUGAUAAUUUAAGCCGCUACGGAAUCCCCAAUUUGUAAAUAUUAAGAUAAAAGACAUAUAAAAUCAAUGUAUUAAAGUUUUUUAUAAUAGUGGGACUCUAUUAGUAUCUAUUAUUAGCUUUUAAGCUAACUAAAGCAGGAAAUAUACAAUAUUAACUUUA